AAGACCUUAGGCCGGAAUGACCCAAUUAUAAUAAACCUCCAUUGCCUGCUUAUAUCUACUUCCCCAUCUCUUUUCACCUUCUCUCUUAGUACACCCUGAAACUAGUACUAACCAUUGACUUGUAAAUUAACAGACAAUUCUAUUAUUACUUCUACUGUACUAUUGGCCUUUACCAACUGCAGUAGCUAUGAUAUCCAGCAACACAGUCUACGUUGUCACCGGAGGAAACAGAGGCCUCGGCCUCAGUCUGGUAAAGUCGCUCCUGGCACGUCCUUCUACCACGGUCAUCGCGUCUGUCCGCAACGAGGAGGCAGCCGUCAGCCUAAAGGCCGAGAUCCAGUCCGUAAACGCAGGUGACAAGAGCAGCCUCCACAUCCUCCAGCUUGACUUCUCGUCAGCUAUUGCCCCCGAAAAAGUUAUCGAGACGUUCAAUACUGCCAUUAACGUUGAUCACAUCGACGUCCUCAUCUGCAACGCCGGAUACGCGACAUCCAUGGUGCCGGCGGCAUUGACUUCAGCCGAGGACUUGCGGGCAUCCUUCGAAACCAACACAAUUGCUCCGCUUCUUGUCUUCCAGGGCCUGUGGCCCCUACUACAAAAGUCCACUGCCGCACCCAAAUUUAUCAACAUGAGCUCUUCCGUGGGCUCCAUCGGCGGCCAAGAACCCGUUCCCGGCGGCGCCUAUGGGCCCAGCCGUGCGGCGGGUAACUGGAUCACGCGGGCCCUCCAUGUUCAGCACGAGAACUUAGUCGCAGUGGCCCUGCAUCCGGGCUGGGUGCAGACUCGCGCUGGAGACUUCGUUGCCCAGCAGUGGGGAUACGCGCCUGGCCCGCCUGAGACUGUCGAAAACAGCGUCAAGGGAAUGUUGCAAGUGAUCGAUGGGGCGACUCGCGAGGGUACUUCGGGCAAGUUCAUUACCUACCAGGGACAGGAAUUGCUAUGGUAAUGGAUCUGCUUUAACGGAGAUUCGAGUAGCAAAAGUUGCUUCAGUAGUUUUUCAAAGCAGUCCACUUAAAUUAACGCUUCAAUAUUC
Molecule: messenger RNA, 1033 nt
Organism: Aspergillus alliaceus
Lineage: Eukaryota; Fungi; Ascomycota; Eurotiomycetes; Eurotiales; Aspergillaceae
Product: SDR family oxidoreductase
Exons: 1
Coding region: 188-946 (252 amino acids)
Source: RefSeq, a predicted model, not a curated record